Molecule: messenger RNA, 829 nt
Organism: Rhizopus microsporus ATCC 52813
Lineage: Eukaryota; Fungi; Mucoromycota; Mucoromycetes; Mucorales; Rhizopodaceae
Exons: 3
Coding region: 355-531 (58 amino acids)
Source: RefSeq, a predicted model, not a curated record
CUCUUUUCUUUCCUAGUUCCUUUCAAAAGAUACUUCUUUUAUUCAUCUGUGAAAAAACAAUAUAUCAAGUGUUGCUCUAUUCUUUAUUAUUCAAAAAGAUAAGCAGACUUAACAUAGCGUACCUCGGAUGUGUCCCAUUUAUGUUUACAGUAAAAGAAAAGACUGAGUUACUCCACUCUUAUCGUGUUUUGAAAUUCUGCUACGUUUUUGUCUUGCUGUUAUACUUUUGCUACUUUGGUGUUCUGCUACGCCUUUAUCUUGCUGUUGCGCUUUUGCUUGCUCUUUUGCUACUUUGAUAUUCUGCUAUCUGUGCCUACGCUAUAUCUAUCUAUAUACUACUGGUAUUUUGACAUUAUGCUACGCGUUUUUCUGCUCUUGAUGCUCUGCUAUCUUAUAUCUCCUGUAUCUCUGCUCUUUUGCUUUAUGACUUUGCUCCGUUGGUACUUUGACAGUAUUCUGCGCUAUUCUUUGCUAUUUGGUAUUCUGUUAGCCUAUGAUUCUACUGUUACUCUUUACUAUUCUAUCAUCUGAAUCUGUACUCUUCUAUGGCUCACAAUGUCACUCUUUGCUACUGUUCUCACUACCAAACAACUAUGGUAUAUUCGAUAUUCCCUUAUUCUUGGUGACCAAACCAUGAAGUCGUUAAAAACUCUGAUGAUCAAAAUGCUUCGUCAUUUUCAUGUAAAAUUUACAAAAAGCAAAAAGCAAAAUAUAUAUAUAAAAAAAUAAAAUAGAAAAAUCAAAAAAGCUAGUAAAGAAAAUAGAAAAGAUAAAAAAAUUAUAAAAGAGCAAAAGGAUCAUGGAAAAAAAAAAAACAAAAACAAAAAAA